UUAAGAAUCUAUCACAGUCUAGUUUCACAACGAAAACCAAUUGGAAGUUUAUUGGAACAAUAUAGUUCAAUUGUUUUGUGAAACACCUACACCCACUCACACCCUUCCUUAAGCCUUCCAUUAGGAUACAAACCAUUUUUAAACACCAUCAUAAAAAUGUUCACGAAAUUGGUCAUUUUGUCUUUGGCUGCCUUGGCUUGUGGCAAACCUCAAGCCGCCCAAUACCCUGCCGGCGUUAAUCCUCAGGACUGUCCCGGCUUCCCCAUCUGUGAUAAUGCACGCCUGCACAACCCCAACAAGUGGCAACAGCCUGCCUGGCAGCCACAACCCGCCUGGCAACCACAACCUCAAUGGGGAGCACCCGCUCCCUCAUGGCAGCCACAACCUCAAUGGGGUGCUCCAGCCGCAGCUCCCGGUGGUGAUAAAUACCCAGCUGGUGUGAAUCCCCACACCUGCCCCAACUAUCCCUUCUGUGAUGUGAAUGCUGGUGGUGCUGCUGCUCCUGCUCCCCCACUACCUGGCUGGACUGAACGUCAAUACCCUGCUGGUGUUAGCCCCCAUACCUGCCCCAACUUCCCCUACUGCACAUAAGUUCUGCAACUCCAGCUACAACAAGAUGAUGAUGGAUGGAUUUAGUCUCUCUCUCUCUCUCUCUCUCUAAUGCUGCAUACUCCACACCAAACGCUGCUCCAGACACUGCCUUAGCCCUAACUUAAUUUUCAUCAACUGUGUGCUGUUAUAUUUUAUGAUGAUGAAGUCAAGCUUCUCCAUUUCUACCCUCCAUUAAACCCCAAUUUCCAUCCUUCAUCCCUCACCCUUUCUAGUUUCAUACAUCUGCUUUCUGAUGCUAUUCCUCCUUUUUUUGCUCAUUGUUUCAAGACAAAGACUUAUUUCAUGAAUUUGUUGUAUCCAUAAUGAAUGUGCUAUUCUUUCCCCUCUACGAAUAAUACUCAAUAAAAAAAAUGGAAACAAGUGAAAAACGAGAA
Stomoxys calcitrans (stable fly) is the source of this 986-nucleotide messenger RNA. Its product is annotated as cuticle protein 1. The record is from RefSeq and is a predicted model, not a curated record. The transcript has 2 exons. The coding region runs from base 157 to 591 and encodes 144 amino acids. Gene Ontology annotation, molecular function: structural constituent of cuticle. Lineage: Eukaryota; Metazoa; Arthropoda; Insecta; Diptera; Muscidae.